Molecule: messenger RNA, 3135 nt
Organism: Adelges cooleyi (spruce gall adelgid)
Lineage: Eukaryota; Metazoa; Arthropoda; Insecta; Hemiptera; Adelgidae
Product: gastrula zinc finger protein XlCGF57.1-like
Exons: 6
Coding region: 313-2271 (652 amino acids)
Source: RefSeq, a predicted model, not a curated record
UGCAUUUGCAUUAGCUAUUAUGAAUUUUAUGUAAUAUUGUAAUUCAUUUCCAUCCAAGUAGUAACUAUUUUAGUAAUAACUAAGUAUAACAAUUAUUAUUUUACUAAAAUUUGGUUUAAUUUGCACAGUGCAAUUUUCUCCACUCACAAAUAUUUGAAUUUCUUCUUAAACUCAAUUAUCAAAAAUUCAUGAUUGUUCAAUGAUUUUUUGUAUGGUACUUUCGCAAAAGGUAUCAAUCGGUUUUUUCUUAAUUUUAGAAAUAAAGCGACAAAUUCAAGUGAUACUAUAUUGAGAAUCCAACUAUAUAUAAACAUGAACGGCAGUGUCGAAAUAGUGGUGACUGAAAAAUCUGGUGAAAAACGUUUAGUGACUGUACAAGGAGCCAAUAUUAUUGACAAUACAGAAGAUCGAAGAGUACAUGAAAAUAUUGGAUAUGGAAUUUUUGUUCAAGGACUUAAUGGGGAUUUGGCACAUUUGUUGUUGGACCAGGAAGAAGUUAGUACUCUGACUGUUGAAAGCUUAGCAAAAAUAAUAAAUGGUCAAGAAACAAUAAAUGUGUCUGGACAAAUCCAAAUAAAUAAUUUAAAAAUUGAAAAUGUGGAUUUAUCGGAACACACCGAUCAAGCAACAGCAAUUUAUAUUGCCGAAGAGAAGAAUGCCAUUGCACUUAAUAUGGCCAAUGAAGCAGUCGAAAACUGUCAGAGUCUUAUGCGCCCUGAUCCUAUGGACGAAUUACAAUGUCAAAAAUGUGGCAAACGUUUUGCAGAUAUUAAUAAUUUAAAAUCUCACGAGCUAUCCCAUGAAGAAAGUUCUAUUGAAAAUUUGUUUUCAGAUGAUCAAUCGUUAAAAGAACAUUCGUUGGUGCAUGGAAAUCAGAAAUUGUAUACAUGUCAGAAGUGCGACAAGAAAUUUCCUUCGAGCUAUAGAUUAUUUCGCCAUAUGAACGUUCACACCGAAAACCCACCAUUCGUCUGUGAUCAAUGCGGUGUAUCUGUAGCAAACAAAAGUGAUCUAAAACUCCACAUUAUGAAACAUACUGGCGGUGCUGUUUACACUUGUACAGAGUGUGAUAAGAGUUUUCUAAAGCCAUCAUGCUUACAACGGCAUUCGAGUGUUCACUCUAGUGAACGACCUCUUCAAUGCAAGAUCUGCAACUUGACUUUCAAUUACUCAAGUAAUUUGUGCACCCAUCUUACGUCUCAUCCUAAAGCAAAACCUCAUCAGUGUACGUUAUGUGACAAGUCUUUUCGACGCCCGUCAGAUUUGGAGCGCCACAUGAUGACGCAUACUGGAGAACGACCUUUUGUUUGUCAAGUAUGCUCAAUGUCGUUCAUCACUAAUUACAAUUUAAAAGUCCAUUCGAUGAUACACAACGGAGGAUUACCGUACCCCUGUCCGUCGUGUGAUAAAGCAUUCAGCAAACCAUCCGAACUACAAAGACAUAAACUAGUUCAUUCAAGAGAAAAGCCCUUUUCGUGUGCCAAAUGUGAAGCAACUUUUACCAACCAGAGUAAUCUCAAAGCUCACAUGAUUACGCACACGGGAAGAAAACCUUUCCCUUGUCGUAUUUGUAACAAAGGAUUUACACGGCCGUCAGACGUCAAAAGACACAUGCUCACUCAUACCGGUUGUCGGCCAUUUGCUUGCGAUGUGUGCGGUUUGGCAUUUGCAGAUUCUUCUAACUUAAAAAAACACUCAUUGACGCAUUCUAAAGAGGAUCAGAAAAUUGCGUUGCAAAAUCAAUGUCCGUCGUGUGGUUUACCUUUUUACUCAUUUGAGCAACUGAACGAGCACAUGACCUCCGGAAACUGCACCAACACCGGCGGUAGCGUAAUCGAAUCCAAGUAUUCGUGCAAAGAGUGCGGUGCCACCUUUAAUCAUGCAUUGCAUUUACAAGAACAUGCCAUAAUGCAUUCUAGUCAUCGUUCAGUACACCAAUGUGACAUAUGCAAUAAAACUUUCAUACAAGAGUCUUUCCUAAUUGCACACUUAGCAUCCCAUACAGAGUCAAGACCCCAUCGUUGUGAUAUUUGCCUGAAGAGAUUUAAAAGCACAUCUCAUCUUAAAAACCAUGUUAUGAUACAUUCAGGCGUAAAGCCAUUUGAGUGUACUGUCUGCAAUAAGUCAUUUUUAAAGUUGGCAUCACUAAGGCGACAUUAUGCCACACACGACCGUCUGAAUUUUUCAUCAGCCGUUUGUCAUCAAUGUGGCAAAUCAUUUCUCAAUCAAGAAUAUUUAAAAAAGCACAGUGUCGUUCAUGCAGAUACGUAAUUAUUAAACUGUAUUUUAAAGUAGAAGUACUUAAGUAUAUUUUGGAACUGUUGUGUUACAUGUGGACUGCAAAAAUUGACACCAAUAAUUUGAAUAGUUUUAGACUUGCAUGAUUAAUAUUACUUAUUAAUAUCAAUUAAUUAUUAAAAACUAUUAUUUAUUUUUUAUUUAUAAAUCAUUUUAGUUUAAAAAAAAGAUUAUUUACUUUUUAUUUUUGUAUGAAAGGAAUGUUUAUUAAAUAUUAUGACCGUUGUGUACGAAGUAAAUUGUUCUGUACUGUGAUUUAAAAAAAGUACAAUAUGAUUGUUGUAAAUUCAAACAUUGUAUACUUAUAGUUAGGGAAUUGAAAAAUUGAACUUCAAAUUUGUUUCUAUUGCAAAACUUUAAUAGACUUGUACGAAAUGUAAAUAAUAAUUAUUGUAUUAUGGUGAUGCAACACACUUUUAGGAACUAUAAGCUUAAUGUUGUCUGGGAUAUUUUAUUAUAAUAUAUACCGUAUAUUAAUAUACAUUUUUAUAAAUAAUGUUUCUUUAAAAUUGUUCUAUAUUUAGUUUUAGGCUUUAAGUUUUAACCAAAAUGUAUUAAUUUUAUUUAUAUUUUAAAACAAUCACUUGCAAUUAUCUAUUUGAGUACUAUUAAAUGUGUAAAAAAUUAAAUCGGUUAAUUAUCCUUGAUAACAAACCACAGUAAAUAGCUCUCGAGGCUCAAUAAAAUAGUAUGGUAAGAAUAUAAGCUAAGCAUAUUGUUGUAAAACUUUUUAAAAUAAUUAUUUAUUUUUAAAUAUUGAUAAACAAAUUGUACAUAAACAUAAUAUAAAUUAAAUUUUAAAAAAAAUACAUCUUGAACUUGAUUCAAAUUUUUGGA